Messenger RNA from Ustilago hordei, 999 nucleotides. RefSeq lists its product as uncharacterized. The transcript has a single exon. The record is from RefSeq and is a predicted model, not a curated record. The coding region runs from base 1 to 999 and encodes 332 amino acids. NCBI's taxonomy places the organism in Eukaryota, Fungi, Basidiomycota, Ustilaginomycetes, Ustilaginales, Ustilaginaceae.
AUGGUAGAAGAAACCAAAACCCAAACCAGCACAAGCAGGGCCAAAGGAGGAAGAAAGGGUAAAGCCACCCAAUCACAAGUCAUCGAUAACAAGGCCACCAACAAGACAGAAACCAAGGUGCCUGACAAUGAUGCCAAUGAAGAAACUGACUCCAAUUCAGACCUCAACAAUGGUGUCAAGCAAUACAACUUCUGCACCUUGGUGAAACUCCUUGAGCCAGUGCCCAAGCUUACAUCACACAACUAUUACAGUUGGAAUGCCCACAUCAAGUCUUUUGUCUGGUGUGUUCCUCAUGCUAUGAAACACCUCUAUGGAGUAUAUGACAAGAAGCAUCCCAAAUGGAAUCACAUGUUCAAUGACACCUUGACCAAUGCACUAUGCAGCACCAUCAAUACCACCAGGGAAUACAAUGUCAACUAUUUGAUCCUCAACAUCAUCAGGGAGCAUCAUACAUUCCAUCAGGUCUGGAAGAAGAUUGAGAAUGGCUUGACCAAUGAAGCCACCACCACCUCUCACCAAAUUGCACUCAUUGCUCAGUUAGGCAAGCUUAGGAUGUUCAACUCUGAUGCUCAAAAGCUCAUCCAGGAAAUCAGGUCUAUCCAGAUGGAGAGUAGCUUGUUGGGAAAACCAUUUGCUAAUGACACCCUGUUUUCAAACCUACAGAAAUGCACCAUUUGCCACCCAAUAUACAAAGAGAUGGUUGCCACCAUUAUCCAACUCCCCUUCAGCACCCUUGCCACUGCCUUGACCACUUGGCAGUUGGCAAUCAAGAGCAACCCUGAUCAGAAGGUCGUUCCUUGCCAAGCCAGUGCCAGAAUUGACAGCAGUGAUGACCAGGACAAGAAAGACAAGAAGGAUGAAGGCUGCACCAGUGCCAAAGUUGCUGCUAGGCCCCAAAAGAUUCGAUGCUGGAUCUGUAAACAAUCCAGACAUGGAAUCAGGCAGUGCAAUGCCUUGGUAACCAUUCCCAAGAACUCCUCCCUUGCCAAGUCCAACUAG